This is a messenger RNA of Papaver somniferum (opium poppy), 633 nucleotides long. RefSeq lists its product as uncharacterized. Lineage: Eukaryota; Viridiplantae; Streptophyta; Magnoliopsida; Ranunculales; Papaveraceae. The transcript has 2 exons. Bases 1 to 633 code for a protein of 210 amino acids. The record is from RefSeq and is a predicted model, not a curated record.
AUGGAGGCUUUCAGCAAAAUGAUCUUCAAACUGGAAGGAAAUGGUUUAUAUGAGGGCUUUCGCGUUCGCCACAAUGGAACUCAAGUGUCUCACUUACUAUUUGCGGAUGAUACCGUAGUAUUUUCAUCGGAUUUUGUUCAACAAAUUCACUACAUUAGUGCCUCCCUUAUUUGCUUUCGUCUGUGCUCGGGUUUAGGUAUCAAUGCUGCCAAGAGCACUGCUGUUGGAAUGGGCGAAACUCAUUUUCAACAACCUGUAGUUUCGAGUUUAGGGUGCACUAUCACGGAAUUCCCUAUACCUUACUUGGGAAUGCCAGACGGGGCCUCAUACAGAUGUAGAAGAAUUUGGGAUCCUGUCAUUGAAAAUUCCGAGGAAAGACUUCAAGGGUGGAUGGGCAGAUGCUUGACAUACGGAGGAAUAUUAAUAUUAAUAAAAUUCGUUCUUAGUGCAAUUACAAUCUUCAUGAUGUCGAUUUACUCAAUGCCAAAAUUUGUGGCGAAAAGACUAAACGGUAUUAUGCGAAACUUCUUGUGGAAAGGAACUUCAGAAGCUAAGAAGUACCCCUUGGUGGCUUGGAGAAAGGAUGUCAAAGUUCAAACAGGGGAUCAUGUACAAAGUGGGCAAAGGAAAUAG